AUCAUUCUCAUGCCGUUGAUUUAAUAGACCAGCAUUAGUCGAGUUGUUUAAGUGAUUAAGGAAAGGUGGCAGUUGUCUUCUCGGAGCAGAUACCACAAGAUUUCAACGAGGAUGGACUGCCUGAUCUAUUGCGUGACCGCACUGAUAAUAUCCCUCAGCCUCUUCUAUGCAUACGCCAGAUACAGGCUGUCCUAUUGGAGUAGACGCGGGGUGAAAAGCCCCCCAACGCAUCUGCUCUUCGGCAAUUUCAGGGAAUGUAUUACCCUGAAGAAGUCGCCGGGUGAGAUGAUGCGCGAUAUCUACAACAGCGCCGACCCGGACGAUCCCUAUAUCGGUUUUUACAUCUUCCAUAAGCCCUUGCUGCUCCUGCGGAAUCACGACCUGAUCAAACAGGUGAUGAUCAAGGACUUCGACGUCUUCCCGAAUCGGCGAUUCGGCUCGGGCAUCGAGAGGGACUCGGUGGGCCUGGACAGUAUCCUGUCCAUGAAACAGCCCAGAUGGAGAUACGUGAGAAAGAAGCUUACUCCGGUCCUGACCGGGCAGAAACUGAAGAAUAUGAUACCGCUUAUGGUGGAGUGCGGAAAGCCCAUGUUGAACUUCAUCGAGAAACUGCCGACGGACGAGGCCGGCUGGAGUGAGUACGAGUUGAAGGACAUCAGUAGCCGUUACAGCACCGACGUUUUGGCUUCCCUGGCAUUUGGCGUUGGCAUAAAUUCGUUCGACGAGAAAAAAACAGCCUUCUGGAAAAACGGUACAAAGAUCUUCAGAGGUCUGAUGCGUGGCAUUGCGUUUAUUAUCCUUUUCUUCAUUCCCGAAUGGGACAUCUUGAUCGCGCCGUUCAUUAAAAAGCCGGCGAAUUAUUUGCGCGAGAUUUUCUGGGACGCCAUGAACACCAGAGAAAAGCUGGCGUUUAAGAGAGGAGACAUGAUAGAUUCCAUGUUGGCGCUCAAGAAUGGAGAACAAAGUCCCAUUUACAAGUUCGAGAGCGAUGCUUUACUGGCGCAUCCAUCCAGCUUUUACAUCGCCGGAUUUGAAGCAUCUGCGACCACGAUCGCCUUUGUCUUGUACGAUCUGGCGCGUCAUCCGGAGCACCAAGAGACUCUAUAUAACGAGAUACAAACGUAUCUAUCGGGAAAAGAAUUGACCAUGGAUCUGAUCAGUGAACUACCCUUCUUGGAUUAUGUGGUAGCUGAAUCGCUGAGGCUGCAUCCUCCUCUACCCGUCACUGAUAGAAUAGCCACUAAGAAUUACGAGUUGCCAGGUACUGGGUUAAUAAUCGAGAAGGAUGUUCCGGUGUAUGUCGCUAUAAAUGCAUCGAAUCAAGAUCCCAAAUACUUUUCCAAGCCACAAGACUUUAUUCCAUCGAGAGCAAAGACGGAGGAUAAAAAGUUUUACGAAUCAUUGGCAUUUGGUAUCGGACCUCGAGCGUGUAUAGGACAGAGAUUGGCCCUAUUAAUUGUAAAAGUGGUGCUAAUUACGAUCCUCUCAAAUUACACCAUGUCUUAUGAAAAUAAAAAACGUUCAAAUGACAGUGACGCUAUUCACGUAUUCACGUAUGCGGCUGACGGUCUGUAUGUACAAUUUAAGAAACGUAAUUAAGCAUUUAUUGAAAACUAACAUAGUGUAUGUUACUUAAGUUUUAUUUAUCCGAUUUAAUUCUCAAAUAAUGUUUAAAAAAUUAGGGUAGAAAAAAUAUUUAAAAAAAAGCACAAAGUAUUACCGCAAGAUUGUAUAUUUACAAAUGUAUAACAGAAUAUAUCUCUUUAAAUAGUAAAAUACCUUAGAUUCGUUGAAACUAA
Messenger RNA from Wasmannia auropunctata (little fire ant), 1799 nucleotides. Its product is annotated as cytochrome P450 6k1-like. The coding region runs from base 112 to 1599 and encodes 495 amino acids. The transcript has 7 exons. Lineage: Eukaryota; Metazoa; Arthropoda; Insecta; Hymenoptera; Formicidae. Gene Ontology annotation, molecular function: oxidoreductase activity, acting on paired donors, with incorporation or reduction of molecular oxygen; iron ion binding; heme binding. The record is from RefSeq and is a predicted model, not a curated record.